AGUACCCUGGAACGCCUCAUCUUUCACCUUGUGAGUGUUCUGCUAAGAUUUGGAUUAAUAACACUUGAGAUCAUCCAGAGCCUCCUCCCCUGGGUGAAUUCCCCAAUGGAAAACUUCCGAGUCACCGGCACAGCUUUCCUUGCCCAGCUAAUGAGUGAUCCCAUGCUCAGGGAGAAAAAGUUACUUAAGAGUGUCUUGCACAUCUUGGAAGAAAGGUCACAGGAUAGGAACAGCAUUGUCCGUCAGAUGGCUGUAAGAGGCCUGGGAAAUAUAGUCGAUGGGGCGCCUGUGAAGGUGAAAAAGUACAAGAAGUUUCUUCUGGACAUACUGAUGAGGGCCUUACAUGACACUUUCAGUGCUGAAGUGAUUGGUGAGAGCAUGAAAGCACUGGCCAAUGUCCUGAAGGAGCUGAAAGAGAAGGACAUCGGUUCUUCCUUCAAAGACCUCACCCAACAGAUCCGGACCUACUUUGACGAUGAGAACGAUGCUCUUCGCUCAGUGGCCUUUGUCCUAUUUGGCAUCCUGGCUCAGUUGACAAAGAAAAAACGGAAGGCCUAUUUCGCCGAGCAGGUUCGAAAGAGCUGGGUCACACUUCUGCUGCACCUGCAAGACCCAAGCCCCAAGGUUUCAAUGGAAUGCAGAGCUACGUUUCACCUCUGUUUCCCGUUUUUGGGACUGAAGAGACUCCAACAUGCGAUCAAUAGGCACCUUGGUGGCAGAGCCGAGCUGAAGCCUGAAGAGCUCCAGGUGGACAUUUGCAGACACCUUGCCAAAGAAAAUGCAGAGCUGCUGGAGAACUUGUACAGCACCACCAUCGCGUACUUCAGUAGCAGCUGGGACGGGAUCCGGGCAGUUGCCGCCAACUUAGCUGGCAUCAUCCUGGAACACACAGACACUCAGCGUAUGAAAUGGCUGGACCUGGCACAUCUGCUGAAGUCUCUCCAGGUCCUAGAGAAAGACCCAAGUCCCACUGUCCAGCUGGUGGCAACUGAGCUCAUAAGUGACAUCUGUCCUGGCCGAGCGCUUGGCGAAUGAAGCAGAACAGAGACCAACAGAACAAGGCGCUCCAGUGGUAUAAGGGCCCUAUCAUCAAUCAAAUGUUAACCUCACCCCUUGACCCCGGCAGCAAGAUGUGUCAUGUGACCCCUCUAAGAACUCCUCCCACUUUCCUCUACCAAUCAGGAUGGGUUUCGCCCCAAUAGGAAUGCCCCGAGAGAAGACUUGACCAAUCAGGGGGAGUUCCGGGGCAGGUGACCUGUACUUUGUGUGACCCCCUUUAAGAACUCCUCCCACCGCCAUCUACCGAUCAGGAUGGGUUUCAGCCACUGGGGAUCACUCUAAGAGGAGAUU
Molecule: messenger RNA, 1350 nt
Organism: Mauremys reevesii (Reeves's turtle)
Lineage: Eukaryota; Metazoa; Chordata; Testudines; Geoemydidae
Product: maestro heat-like repeat-containing protein family member 2B
Exons: 9
Coding region: 106-1035 (309 amino acids)
Cellular component (GO): cytoplasm
Source: RefSeq, a predicted model, not a curated record